AUGGUGGCGCACGGACAGCCAGCUGGAGGCCGCUCUCGGGGCGACUUCGAGGGGGGCGGCAAGGCCAAGAGCAACUGGAGCUACUGGGUCUGCUCCAGCCGCCUCUGCAGGGAAUGGAACUGGUGCUCGCUCUGGCAGUGCCGCAGCUGCGGCCGAGUGGCCCCGCCGUGGGUCAAGGCAGCCCAGCCGCCCGCGGCCGCCGCUGGCCUGGAGCAGCCUGCCGCUGACGCCGAGGGCUUUGUCGUCCAGCCCCGUGGGAGGAAAGCGAAGCGCCAGGCCAAGCGCGCUGCUGCCCGCGCAGCCAGCGCGGGGGCCGCCGGCCUGGCAGGCGCCAGCGAGGCCAGCAGCAGGCAGCUGUCGGAAGUCGAGCGGCACCGCCAGGAGGUCAAGCGCAUCGAGGACUUCCUGGCGGCCCUUGGCGGGUCCAUCGAUGAUGCGUGCCUGCAGUCGCUGCGUGCGGCCCUUGACCGUGAGCGUCGCAGACUCGCGGAAGCGGGGGCGGCGCAGGCUGAUCGCAGGAAGGCCGACCCCCCCCUGCCCAAGGCGCUCUACGGCGCUGGCAACGCCCUGGGUAAGAUGGUCAGGCAGGGGCGGGCCAAGGAGCAGGCGCUGCUCAAGGCGGAGGAGGCCCACGCGGCGGCCAUCAACGAGCGUCAUGAGGCAGUCGCUCGGGAGGCCGCGUGCGCAGAGGCCGUCGAGGAGUGCCGAGCUGCCCUCGAGGCUCACCGCGAGGAGCAGAAGGCCGCGGAGGCCAGGCAGGCCCAGGAGGUUGGGGCAGCCUUCGCUGGCACGGACCUGCUCGGGCUCGUCUUCGGCCUCAUUCAGCAGGUUGAGGCCUUGCCGCAGGGGUUCGCCGCAGGCAGCGGGGAGGCCGCCAUCGCCGAGGUCGCCGAGCAGAUCGCUGCGGUCCGCAGGCAGGCACCCCCUGAGCCCAAGGGCCGCUCAUCCUGGGCCGACACUCCCGUCGACGUCUCCGACGAGGACCUCGAUGGAGAUGACGAGGAGCUGACCCGAGCGUCGUCGGUCCCGUCCGUGCAGGCCGCUGGCGAGCGGGUGGCCGAGUCCCUCGACGGGUUUAGCGAAGCCGUGGUGCCGAGCGGCCAGAGGACGAGGAUGACUGCGCAGGAGGCUUGCAUUGGCAAGGCUCGCUUCGGGCCCCCGCCCGCACCAGGGUCGGGCCCUGUCAGUCAGUGCCCACUGCGGGCUGGCCUGGAGGUCAUGGGCCGGAUUGGCAACGUCGGGCACAGGAGCGUCGAGGUCAUUGAGGCCUUCUUCCACGCCCACCAGUCCUGGCCGCAGCUGGUCCUCCUGCGGGAUACGAGGCUGACCCAGGGGCGUCGGCUUGGGGCCAGGGCGACGGCGCGCCGUCUCGGAUACACCGCCUUCCUCCACGAGGCGGUGGCCACGGAGCAGUCUGGCCCGAACGCCACGUCGGGCGGCGUCGCGAUCCAGGUGGGGGUCGGGCUCCAGGCCGAGGAGUUGGGCUGGCCAGCUGGGGUCCGCGGGCAGGUGCUGGGGCCUUCGGAGGCGACCUGCUGUGCCCAGGGCCAGGAGCGCGUCUUCGAUUGGUUCUUCGAGUCGUCGGACCUGGCCAGCUGCGCGGCGUCCUGCACGACCACGCUCAGUGACUUCGGGCUGCGCCCGCAUUCCCUUGUGCCGCCGCGCCUCCAGGGCGUCAGGUGCGUCGCCCUGGUCGAGGCCUUCGCGUUCGGCAAGCGCGGGAAGGUGGCGCAGAAGGAGGUUACUUGGUCAACGGCGCAGGGUUCGGGCCCGAUCGCUCUCUCCGCGGCCUUCGGCGAGUGGAUCGAGGCGGCGGAGGGCGCUCUCUCGGGCAUCCACGUGACCGCGACAGACGACCUGCCGCGCUUCCUUGGGCGUGCGGCAUGGCCCAUGUUCAGGCGCGCGCCCUUCAGCGCGCUGGUGCUGCGGGGGGCCUGGUUGAAGUGCAGCAUGCUGGCCCGCCGCCUGAGGAGCUGCCUUGCCGUCGCCCUCCAGAGGGUUCGGGCUGAGCAGGCCAGCAGGUGGCACCCGAACCACUCUUGGUGGUAUGUGCAGGAGGCGGCGGCGAUGGCGAAGCCCCCAGACGAGGCGACCCAGGUCAUCGACGCCGACGCUGGGAGGCCGCUCGUCGGCAUGGGCGCCGCGAGCCAGCCCACGCGCGCGUUGCUGCGGCUCUGGCUCCAGGAGGGCUUUUCCCGCAGGGGCGGGGCCCACAGGUGGGAUGUUGGCUCUUCGACGCUGCCGCCCAUCACCCUGGGGGACCUGCAGCAGGCGUGCAGGCGCUUCGGCCCGUAUGUGGGGUCGGGCUGCGUCUACCUGCUCCCUCGCCAGCUCCUCCUGCAGCCAGAGGCGCUGCCGCUUCGCUGGUCAGACUUCCUGGUGGCGUUCGAGGACGAGCCUUCUUCGUUCAGGGGCAGGCAGCCGUGCUACGCCCGUUGGGGGCCAGACCACCGUUGCCCCCUCUUCUGGGGCCGUGAUGGACGUGGCUCGGUGUGCAGCCUGAUGCGCCAGCAGGAGUCGCGGGCAGCGCCCUGGUUGCAGGUGCUGCAGAGUGCGGCGCAGGCGAAGCGGCCGCCUCAUCGGCCGAGGAGCCCGCGGCGGCUGGCCUGGCUGGAUGCGCACGGCCUCGAUGAGGAGAGCCUGCUGGGCUGGGCGGAGGGGGCCGCCGAGGCCGUCUCGAGCGCCAGGGCAAUUUUGGACCCCUAG
Messenger RNA from Prorocentrum cordatum, 2706 nucleotides. The record is from the annotation of a GenBank genome assembly. Lineage: Eukaryota; Dinophyceae; Prorocentrales; Prorocentraceae.